AUGCUUGCGAAUUCUAAACCUAAAAUAUUUGAUAUUGAAGAUAUUAUGGAUCCUGGUGAUGAGCUUAAAAGCAUUUGCUCACAAAAUACAUGCAAUGAAAAUGAUUGGUGUAUUGUGUCCAAAGAUAAUAUUGAGCAUAAUAUCUUGCAUAUUGUACUACGAGAUGGUAAACACUGGUACAGAGCUCAAAGUGUGGCAGACAUAUUUUAUGUUCUUAGAAUAAAUGGAGAUGAUUCUUAUAUGUUGGUAGCUGGUAACACUGGCAAAGGAGUGAAACCUAUAGAAGGAAAUCCGAAAAUUUUAAUAGAUAUAAGUACAGUAUCAGAACUAAAAGGAUAUUUUAUUGAUCAGAAUUUGAGCAUUGGUGCUGGGAAUACUCUCACAGAAUUUAUGGAAAUAUUGAAAGAAGCGGUUGAUACAGAAUAUUUUGAUUAUUUAAAAGUUGUCAUCAACCAUUUAGAAUUAGUAGCUAAUGUAGCUAUUAGAAAUAUUGGUACGAUAGCAGGUAACCUUAUGUUAAAACAUAUGCACCGUAAUUUUCCAUCAGAUAUUUUUCUCCUUUUACAAGCUAUAGGUGCGGAGGUCAAUAUAUUGCUAACUCCAGAUGUAACAAAAAGUGUGACAAUAAAAGACUUUUUAGCUGAAAAUAUGAAAGGUAAAAUAAUAAAGAAUAUAUUGAUGCCACCAUUUAGUAGAGAAAAUAAAUUAGUCUCUUUUAAGGUUUCUGCUCGACCAAGAAACGCAUAUGCCAUAGUAAAUGCUGCGUUUUUCUAUAAAUUAAGUCAAAAUAAUACGGUCCAGAAAUGCCGAAUUGCCUAUGGUGGAUUAUCUCCAAACUUUUCAAGAGCUAAAAAUACUGAGAAUAUGUUAUUAGGGAAAAUAUUAUUUAAAAACAGUACUUUGAAAAACGCUAGUACAGUUUUAUCCCAAGAACUUGUUGUUAAAGAAAAUGCAUCUGAUUCUUCAGUCCAAUAUAGAAAGCAGUUAGCUCUUGGACUAUUUUAUAAGGAUCUCUUACAACUAUGUCCAGAUGACAUAUUGAUUUUAAAUUACAAGUCUGGUGCUGUAAGUUUACAUGAAACUCAUCCAGUAUCUAAAGGUUCUCAGAUAUUUAUAUCUGACCCUACAAUGUGGCCAAUCAAUCAACCAGUAACCAAAGUAGAAGCAUUGAUUCAAUGUGCAGGAGAAGCUAUUUAUGCAGAAGACUUGCACAAAUUGCCCAAAGAAGUAUAUGCAACAUUUGUGCUUACCUCAGUUUGGAAAGGAAUGAUACAUAGUAUAGAUCCUAAAGAAGCUUUGGAACGGCCAGGAGUAAUAGCAUUCUACACCGCAAAUGAUAUUCCUGGUAUUAAUUCAUUCACCGCGCCUGAAGAUCCUAAUAGUUUGACAAAUGAGGAAAUUCUUUGUAGUGGUGAAGUUUGUUAUUUCAAUCAACCAUUGGGAAUUCUUGUAGCAGAAUCAAAGGAUAUAGCAAAUGAAGCGGCAUUGCUUGUGAAAGUAACAUAUCGUAAUGUAACCAAGCCAAGAAUUGAUAUAAGAAUAAAUAAAAAUAGUACACAAAAAACUACAUUAUUUCGAUCGAUAAAGGGAACGAGUCGUGGAAAUAAUAUUGUUAAAGUGAUUAAAGGUGAAGAGACUAUAUUCGGUCAAUAUCAUUUUUGUUUGGAGAAUAUGGCUUGUGUAUCUUGGCCGACUGAUGAUGGACUCAAAGUUAGUUCUACAUCACAUUACAUAGAUGCUGAUCAAUUGAUGAUAUCACGAUCACUGAACAUAGACCAGAAUAGCAUUGAUAUAGAAGUACGUCGAGUCGGUGGUAGUUUCGGUCUGAAAUUAUCUAGGCAGACCUUAGUUACAACGGCUUGCAGUUUAGUUGCAUACAAGCUAAACAGACCUUGCAGAUUUCUUAUGCCCCUCACAAUUCAAACUCGAGCUAUUGGAAAAAGAAUGCCCUCUUCAACUAAUUAUGAAAUCGGUGUAGAUCGAAAUGGCGUAAUCCAGUAUCUAAAUUAUGACAUCUAUAAUGAUAAUGGUUAUAUUGUAAAUGAACUUCUAAUACAAUUUACAGCAUGUACCUAUUAUAAUUGCUAUAAAAAAGAAAGAUGGAAUUUCCGUAGCUUUAAUACUAUUACUGAUACUCCUUCAAACAGCUGGUUUCGUUCACAAGGAGCUUUAGAGAGUAUCCAUUCAACCGAGAUAAUAAUGGAAAGAGUAGCCUAUGAAUUAGGCUUAGAUCCUUUAGAAGUCCGUUUGAAUAAUUUAGACACAGACCAGUUUUCUGAUAUUUUAGAAAUGAUUGAAACUAUCAAGACUAAUUCUAAUUAUGCAAAACGAAGAGAUAUAGUUGAGAGCUAUAAUUCAAGUAAUCGAUGGAAGAAACGUGGAUUAAGAUUUACUCUGAUGAAUUGGCAAAGUUCGGAACCUUUCCUCUUAAACAUCACAUUGUCAGUGUAUCAUGGGGAUGGUUCAGUGGCCAUAACUCACGGUGGUGUUGAAAUAGGACAAGGAAUAAACACAAAAGCGAUUCAAGUAUGUGCUUACUAUCUUAACAUUCCCAUGAGUAAAAUUAAGGUCAAACCUAGUAGCACUACGGCAAACCCUAAUAAUUCCUCUACAGCGGCAAGCUUGACCUCUCAAAGCGUAGCUAUUGGUGUCCAAAGAUGCUGUGAACAGUUACUUCAAAGACUUAAACCUAUAAAAGCAGAAAUGGCUAAUCCAACAUGGGAAGAACUUAUCGCUAAAGCAUACACAGUUGGAGUAAAUUUACAAGCAAACGGUGUUUGUGACUUUAAUGAUACAUUUAAAUACAACGUUUAUGGAGUUACUUUAGCAGAAGUAGAAGUCGAUAUUCUGACAGGAGAGUGGCAAUUGAUUCAAGUUGAUUUGAUAGAAGAUGUAGGGAGGAGUGUUAGUCCAGCAAUUGAUAUUGGACAGUUGGAAGGAGCUUUUAUACAAGGUGUGGGAUAUCACACUAUGGAAGAACUGGUGUACGAUCCUAACACUGGCGAGCUAUUAACUGACAGGACCUGGAAUUACUUUGUGCCUGAAGGAACGGACAUACCAACAAUAUUUAACGUCUAUUUCUCUAGGAGAUCUUACAGCUAUGAUGUUAUUUUAGGAUCAAAAGCAUGCUCCGAGCCUCCAAUUUGCAUGGGUGUUGUCGUACCCUUGGCCAUGAGAGAAGCGAUAGUAUCAGCUAGAAGAGAUACUGGAAUUCCUACGAAUCAGUGGUUUCAAAUAGAUGGGCCCUAUACAGUAGAAAAGAUAUGUUUGGCAUGCGAAACUAACUUAGAGGAUUAUAAAUUUAAC
Brenthis ino (lesser marbled fritillary) is the source of this 3306-nucleotide messenger RNA. The record is from the annotation of a GenBank genome assembly. NCBI's taxonomy places the organism in Eukaryota, Metazoa, Arthropoda, Insecta, Lepidoptera, Nymphalidae.